AUGGAUAAGUCUGUACAAUCAGUGAGAUUUGCUUUGGACCCUAAUCAUUCAAAGAGACAUCAAAAAUCUGAAUCAGACCAUCAUAUAAUUACUGAUGUUAACAAAAAAAAUAACAACAAACGAUAUAAAACGAUGAGAAGGUCUUCUGCUCCUGUGACUGGAUCAUUAAAUAAUAAACAACAACAAGAACAACAGCCACAACAAUUACCGCAACCAUUACAACCGCAGCCACAACUAAAAGAUGAAUCUGUACAAUCAGUGAGAUUUGCUUUGGACCCUAAUCAUUCAAAGAGACAUCAAAAAUCUGAAUCAGACCAUCAUAUAAUUACUGAUGUUAACAAAAAAAAUAACAACAAACGAUAUAAAACGAUGAGAAGGUCUUCUGCUCCUGUGACUGGAUCAUUAAAUAAUAAUUCCGAAGAAGAUUCAAAGAUUCCAACAGUAAAUAUUGAAUCUAUUGACAACAACAACAACGUAUUAUUAUCAUCUUCACCGCCACAACCACAAAACAAUAAUUACGUUAAUGUUUCAUCAUCUGUUUCAUCAUCUUUGGAUUCUAAUGCUUGUUCACUAUCUCCACCUUCCUUAACUCCUUCCUCCUCAGUGUCUUCUUUAAGCUCUUCUGUUGGUCAACUUAAUGGUAGCGGUGCCGGAGUUAAUGAAGAAGAUGGCGAAGAGCUUAAAGAAGACACUGAGGAGGAAGGAGUUAAGGAAGGUGGAGAUAGUGAACAAGCAUUAGAAUCCAAAGAUGAUGAAACAGAUGAUGAAACAUUAACGUAA
Entrophospora sp. SA101 is the source of this 780-nucleotide messenger RNA. NCBI's taxonomy places the organism in Eukaryota, Fungi, Glomeromycota, Glomeromycetes, Entrophosporales, Entrophosporaceae. The record is from the annotation of a GenBank genome assembly.